UCACAUCCGCUUUUUUCUCCGGAAGUACAGUUAAUUUUUAUUCAGAGGAGAAAAAACAGCUUCUGUUGUGAAAGAAAACAUCAAAGUGAGUUUCACAGAAUGCCUGACCAAAAGAGAGAAUCCGAUCCUCAUGAGCCGCAGCCCAAGCUGAGGAAGUUGGAUGAGGAUGCAGAAGCUCUGCCAUCUAAAAUUGGACCAGCUACCAAUUCCCUCAUAACAGGACAAAUGAAAGAACAGACUGAAGCUGCUCCACGGACUAAGAAAAAACGCUCUUCAUCUGGGGAAGGGGAAAGUUUGCCAGCUAAGUCAUCAAAACAGGAUUCUUUUCCAGAAGAUUCCAGCAAAACGACCUCUGACCCACGCCUUCUAAAAGCCAAGCUCCUGAACGCCACAAGUGCCUCCUGUGGAGAAGCUCCCUCACAGAGAGCAAACUCCAAUGCUUCCCUUAAGCGAUCUGCCUCUACAGAGUCUGACGAGGAUCUGAGUAGUGAUGGUAGUAAGUCUGACUUCUUCAGACAGCGGGAUGAUGAAGACAAGGCACACUGCAUCAGAAAAAAUUACAAGAAAACUAAAUGCAAAGCUGAAGAGUCGUCUGAUCUACUUGAAGGUUUACCCUCCUCACCUGCGGAUCCUGUGCAGAUGGACCAUAAUUAUGGCAGGUUCUCAGAUGCCACGUCUCCAGAAAGCACAGAGGACGCCAAUGAAAAAACAAGCAGGUUUUUCUCUCAACAAGGGAAACAAGAAACACCACAUAAUGCAAAAGAAAAGGUGUCAACAGGCACCUCAGAGCCAGAAACGAGGAGCAUCGAGGCAACUGUUGAAAUUGACUCUGCAGCUGAAGAAAGUAAACAUAAUGAAUUCAAAGAUAUGGAGAGCCACAUUAACCUUGAUAAUAAAGCAUCAGCAUCUUCUGGAGAAGUUUUGGACUCUGUCACACCUGUUGGUGAGGAAAAUGAACAGACAGAUCAAGCGGAGUCCAUCAGAAGCCAAAGGGAUGUAGAUAAUGAAACAAUAGCACAAUCAGAGGAAACACUAUGCUCUGCUAUUGUAGAGGUGACCUCUAGUGGGAGAAGUGAUGAACCUGCAGAUGAUGAGACUGAUUUAGCUUUCAUAUCAGAGAGUCGGACUCACCUGAGCGACCAGUCUGUUUCAGAAGGUGAUGGUCAGAGUAUAAGAUGUAAAUUUAAGGAUGGAGAAGUAGUGGGACAACUAGAUGAAGUUCUGUUGAAUAAAACAACUUCUGCUCCAGAGCAGGUAGAAAUUUUUUAUCCCUCGAUUGAGACUGACAAAAACGCGACAACUGAGCAUGUUGCCAUUCCAGAAACUCAAACGGAGCUUAAAAUUCAAUUAUCAUCAGCAGAGAAGCUCAAUGCUGCAGAUACAGUUGUCCGCUUGUGUGAUGAUGUGAACGACACACUUAAAAAGUCUGAGGAAACACUUGAAGAAAAUGUUCAAGAGCCUGCUGACGUUUCCCAUCCUGCUUCUUGUCCUGGACCUUUGGUUGAAGGAGAAACAAACCAUUUCUUUGAGAUAUCUGACAGCUGUACCGACACUUCACCUGAAUGUAAGAGUGUUCAUGAGGAAAAUAAAAUUGAGAGGUUAGCUGAAAAGAAUCUGGUUCCAGAGGGUCAAAUAACCCCUGAAGUGGAUUUACAAAGUCAAGAGAAUCACCUGGUUUAUGACAGCAUAACAAACGCAGCUGCUGAGGUUAAAGAGGAUGUUGUGAUCAGUCACUGCUUUGCUUCACCAGAUACCCAAAUUCAAGAGAAUUCUAAUCCAGAUGUUACAGUAGAAACACAAAGCCAGGAGGUUUAUGAAUCUGCCACAACCCUGUCUACACAUGUUGAUGAGGAUAAUGUGGAGACGUUAACAGGAAACCAAGAGUGUGAGAGUCUAGAAACACUGACUGUAGAAGCAUCAGGGAUCUCUGAUCCAGUGCCUCCAUCUGCUGAGGUUCACGAUGAUGGUGUCACAGCUGAUAAAUGUGAAAAUAGCCUUGAACGUGCUGGUCCAGCUGAAAAUCAGAGUGCAAUGGAAACACAGACUGUUGAAGUGGAACUUCAAGAGGAUCCAGUCAGUGAACCCAUCUCUGAUGAAGAUCAAAGGGAUCCAGAAAAUGCGAGUAGUGACGCUGGUGAACGUGUCGAAGCUGCAGCUGAGAGUCUAACAGGAGUUGAACUACAGACUGCUACUGUGUCAGAGGAGACACAGAACAAAAAAAUGCACAUUCAGAUGAACCAAGACGUCAGUGGUCACACCUUCGACAUAAAUGUUGAAGCUCAGAGAGGUGUGCAGAAUGAUAACCGUGCUGCUAAAGUUCAGAUAUCGCAUGAUGUAGAGGCUGUGGUCUCAUCAAAGGAUGCUUCUAGUGUGAUGGAAGAAGCAGAAGAAACGCAGAUGGUCAGUAAACUUACGCCUGACACGUCAACCCAAUCUCAGACAGUUUGGGAGGAUAAAUCUUUUAAGAACUGUGAAGAAAGUGAAUCUGUUUCUGCUGCUGUUCAGAGUCGAACAGAAAUUGGCGAAGAUGUAAAAGCCUUGUCAAAGGAGGUCUCACCCAUAAAGGUAAUACAAAGUCAGAUGGUCAGUGAACCUAUCGCUGACAUGCCUGAGGAAACUCACAGAGAUCUGGAGAAUGCAAACUGUGUUGCUCAGAUUCAAACAGAAGAUGGUGUAGAGGCUGACUUCUCAUCAGAUGAGGCCUAUAAGGUGAUGGAAGAAGAAAAUCAGGUGGUCGUUAAGCCUACGACUGACGCAUCGAAUGAAACUCCGACAGUUCGGGAUGCUGCUGCUGCUCAAACUCAAAUAGAAGUUGGCGAAGAGGCAAAUGCCACAUCAGAGGAGGUAUCUAAUGUUGCUUCCAUAAAAGAACUGCAAACCCAAAUGGUCAGUGAACCUCCCACUGGGAUACCUGAGGAAACCCACAAAGAACCAGAGAGCUCAACUUUAAAAACCGGUGAUGUGAUGUUUGUUUCUGCUGCUGCUCAGAGUCAAACAGAAGAUGGCGUAGAGGCUGAAGUUUCAUCAGCGGAGGUUUCUAAUAUGAUGGAAGAAGUAGAAGAAACUCAGAUGGUCAGUAAACCCAUGGCUGACAUAUUGAAUGAAACUCGGACAGUUUGGGAGGAUGCUGCUGCUCAGAGUCAAACAGAAGUUGGCAAAGAGGCAAAACCAGAGGAGGUCUCCAUCAUCAGAUCUAUGAACAUAAUUCAAAGUCACAUGGUCAGUGACGACCACAUAGAACUGGAGAGUACAAAUUGUGUUGCUGAGAUUCAAAUAGAAGAUUGUGUAGAAACUAAAAUCACAUCAGACGAGGCGUCUAAUAUUGCUUCAAUAGAAGAAAUGCAAGCCCAGAUUGUCAGUGAACCUAUCACUCACAUACACGAGGAAACUCACAGAGAUCUGGACAAUGCUAAUGGUGUUGCUCAAAUUCAAAUAGAAGAUGGCGUAGAGGCUGAAGUCUCAUCAGAGGAGGCUUCUAAUAUGAUGGAAGAAGCAGAGGAAACUCAGAUGGUCUGCCAACCUACGACUGACAUAUCAAUUGAAACAGUUUGGGAGGACGCUGCUGCUCAGAGUCCAGCAGAAGUUGGAGAAGAAGCAAAAAUCGUAUCAGAGAAGGCGUCCAAUAUUGUUUCAAUAGAAGAAAUGCAAACCCAAAUGGUCAGUCCCACUGGGAUACCUGAGGAAACCCACAAAGAACCAGAGAGUUCAACUUUAAAAACUGGUGAUGUGAUGUUUGUUUCUGCUGCUGCUCAGAGUCAAACAGAAGUCUGCAAAGAGGCAAAACCAGAGGAGGUCUCCAUCAUCACAUCUAUGAACAUAAUUCAAAGUCACAUGGUCAGUGACGCCCACAGAGAACUGGAGAGUACAAAUUGUGUUGCUGACAUACAAAUAGAAGAUUGUGUAGAAACUAAAAUCACAUCAGAGGAGGCGUCUAAUAUUGCUUCAAUAGAAGAAAUGCAAGCCCAGAUUGUCAGUGAACCUAUCACUCACAUACACGAGGAAACUCACACAGAUCUGGACAAUGCUAAUGGUGUUGCUCAAAUUCAAAUAGAAGAUGGCGUAGAGGCUGAAGUCUCAUCAGAGGAGGCUUCUAAUAUGAUGGAAGAAGCAGAGGAAACUCAGAUGGUCUGCCAACCUACGACUGACAUAUCAAUUGAAACAGUUUGGGAGGAUGCUGCUGCUCAGAGUCCAGCAGAAGUUGGAGAAGAAGCAAAAAUUGUAUCAGAGAAGGCUUCCAAUAUUGCUUCAAUAGAAGAAAUGCAAACCCAAGUGGUCAGUCCCACUGGGAUACCUGAGGAAACCCACAAAGAACCAGAGAGUUCAACUUUAAAAACCGGUGAUGUGAUGUUUGUUUCUGCUGCUGCUCAGAGUCAAACAGAAGAUGGCGUAGAAGCUGAAGUUUCAUCAGCGGAGGUUUCUAAUAUGAUGGAAGAAGUAGAAGAAACUCAGAUGGUCAGUAAACCCAUGGCUGACAUAUUGAAUGAAACACAGACAGUUUGGGAUGCUGCUGCUGCUCAGAGUCAAACAGAAGUCUGCAAAGAGGCAAAACCAGAGGAGGUCUCCAACAUCACAUCUAUGAACAUAAUUCAAAGUCACAUGGUCAGUGAUGCCCACAUAGAACUGGAGAGUACAAAUUUUGUUGCUGAGAUACAAAUAGAAGAUUGUGUAGAAACUAAAAUCACAUCAGAGGAGGCGUCUAAUAUUGCUUCAAUAGAAGAAAUGCAAACCCAAAUGGUCAGUGAACCUCCCACUGGGAUACCUGAGGAAACCCACAAAGAACCAGAGAGCUCAACUUUAAAAACCGGUGAUGUGAUGUUUGUUUCUGCUGCUGCUCAGAGUCAAACAGAAGAUCUAGAAGAGGCGAAGUCCACUUCAGGUGAAGUCUCUAAGAUUGCUCCUGUAGACCAGGUGCAAACCCAGAUUGUCAGUGAACCUAUCACUCACAUACACGAGGAAACUCUCAUAGAUCUGGACAAUGCUAAUGGUAUUGCUCAAAUUCAAAUAGAAGAUGGCGUGGAGGCUGAAGUCUCAUCAGAGAAGGCUUCUAAUAUGAUGGAAGAAGCAGAGGAAACUCAGAUGUUCUGCAAACCUACGACUGGCAUAUCGAAUGAAACAGUUUGGAAGGAUGCUGCUGCUCAGAGUCCAGCAGAAGUUGGAGAAGAAGCAAAAAUCGUAUCAGAGGAGGCAUCUAAUAUUGUUUCAAUAGAAGAAAUGCAAACCCAAAUGGUCAGUGAACCUCCCACUGGGAUACCUGAGGAAACCCACAAAGAACCAGAGAGCUCAACUUUAAAAACCGGUGAUGUGAUAUUUGUUUCUGCUGCUGCUCAGAGUCAAACAGAAGAUGGCGUAGAGGCUGAAGUUUCAUCAGCGGAGGUUUCUAAUAUGAUGGAAGAAGUAGAAGAAACUCAGAUGGUCAGUAAACCCAUGGCUGACAUAUUGAAUGAAACUCGGACAGUUUGGGAGGAUGCUGCUGCUCAGAGUCAAACAGAAGUUGGCAAAGAGGCAAAACCAGAGGAGGUCUCCAUCAUCAGAUCUAUGAACAUAAUUCAAAGUCACAUGGUCAGUGAUGCCCACAUAGAACUGGAGAGUACAAAUUGUGUUGCUGAGAUUCAAAUAGAAGAUUGUGUAGAAACUAAAAUCACAUCAGAGGAGGCGUCUAAUAUUGCUUCAAUAGAAGAAAUGCAAGCCCAGAUUGUCAGUGAACCUAUCACUCACAUACACGAGGAAACUCACACAGAUCUGGACAAUGCUAAUGGUGUUGCUCAAAUUCAAAUAGAAGAUGGCGUAGAGGCUGAAGUCUCAUCAGAGGAGGCUUCUAAUAUGAUGGAAGAAGCAGAGGAAACUCAGAUGGUCUGCCAACCUACGACUGACAUAUCAAUUGAAACAGUUUGGGAGGAUGCUGCUGCUCAGAGUCCAGCAGAAGUUGGAGAAGAAGCAAAAAUUGUAUCAGAGAAGGCUUCCAAUAUUGCUUCAAUAGAAGAAAUGCAAACCCAAAUGGUCAGUCCCACUGGGAUACCUGAGGAAACCCACAAAGAACCAGAGAGUUCAACUUUAAAAACUGGUGAUGUGAUGUUUGUUUCUGCUGCUGCUCAGAGUCAAACAGAAGAUCUAGAAGAGGCGAAGUCCACUUCAGGUGAGGUCUCUAAGAUUGCUCCUGUAGACCAAGUGCAAGCCCAGAUUGUCAGUGAACCCACCACUGACAUGUCUGUUGGAUUUCCAGAAGAAAAUGUGAAAACUGCUGAAAAUAAGGAGGUGGAAUUUGAAUCUGUGGCUGUAACGCCAUGUCAGAUGGAAGUGGAGGAUCAGUCAUAUCCAGCUUUUUCAGUGGGUGUAAAUAAAAUCCAAACAGAGAUGGACACACAGAUGGCAGAGAAGAGUUCCAAUGGUGUUUUUGGGGUUGGAUCACAAACUCAGACAAACCUGGACUUUAGUGGACAAGCAAAAGACGAGACAUCUGAAGACGUUCAUGAAGACAUGAUGGUAGAAGCUCCACAAAAUAUGGAGAUAAACUCAGAAAAUGUGACUGAACAAGAAAACCAAACCCAACAGAUCACAGCUGAAUCAGAGAUUUCUGCAGCAGCUCCUCUUGUGGAAAUGCAGAGCGAGAAAAACGAGAAUGAAACAUCUGAGCAGGUUUCUGCAGAAGAAACACAGAGCCAGCAUGUCGGAGAACAAAUUACAGAUGUAGAGUCUGUAAAUGUUGCUGUAGGUCAAAAUGAAACUCAAACAUCGCCGCUUUCAGUGGAAACUCUGAUCCAGACGCGUCUCGGUGUCACUGAACCCGGCAGAUCUCAACUGCAAAGUCUCAGGAGUUCCUCAGACGAAGAUGAGAACAAGGUUACAGAAAACAAGGUCGAUGUUGCUGUGAGAAUAAAUGAGAUACAAACCCAAGCAGCAGAAAUGUUUGAGGACAUUUCUCAGCCAACAACUCCAGAACAAACUCCAAGCCUGGUGGAUCAGGAGGUCAACGAGCUCAUCAGAGACACGCAGGUUUUUGCUGAAACACAGAUCCAGCGGAGCCUAGGACCGACUGAGACCUUUAAAGAUUUACCUGAACAGGUCGAGGAAAACUCCAGGAUUCCCAGCGUGGACAUCGCUGAGAUGACAAACAAAGUGAAAGUAGCAGAAGCACUAGAGGAGAUUCCUUUACCAUCAGCUAUGGAGCUAACACAAGUUCAAAGGGGUCAGGAGGUCAGCAAAGUAGAAGAACAGAACAUGCAGUCAGUUGGUUCUGAAAACCAUCCAAUAACAGACAUGCAGACAUCAGCCGAGUUUGAUCAGACCCAGAGAUGUAAGGAGGAGACUGACGAAAGUGUAGACCAGGCUGCGUCUGGGUGUGAGAAUGUUCCAGAGGUUCUGACUGAAACAUCUGCAGCAGCGUCAGAACACCAAAACCAUCUGGCAGAGGAAACCGGUGAACGCGCCGCAUCAGACAUGAAGACAACUCUUUUACUGAAUGUUGACACUAAAGAUAAGGACAUGCAGGUGGAGCCUGAUGAUGUAAUAAGUGGACCAGUAAGGCCAGAUGACAACAACGAGGUCAUAGUUGCACCUGUGAGUACUAUGGAAGGAGGAGCUGAGAGCAGGGAUGUCAUCGGUUUUGUUUGUGGCCAAUCGGAUGUCCAGGCACCAGAGGAGCAGAUGAAGCCGGUUAACCAGUCGGAGUUCCAUGACAACCAGGUUGUUUACGAACCCAUCAGUAGUCCAGAGAGUAACAGUGGGGGGGGCGUCUGUACCACAGUAGAGCUGGGUGAAACCAUCUCAUUUCUGGAUUUACAAAACACAGAGACCCAUCACACGCUGGGUGGGGAAUCAGGGAUUCUAACCAGCGACGCCACAUCAGAGGCUGCCCACUCUAAUCAGGAGGAGGAGAUUGAAAAAGCUGAGAUUUGUGUCCCAGAAAGCCAAGCAGCAGCUGAGAUGGAAGUCGACACCAUCAGCGAGGCACAGUUGGAGCAGAGUAACACCACGGAGGCGUUUGAACAAGUCGCUGCAGUCAGUUCAAGCGAUGACAUGGAUGCAACAGAAGAUGCCACGGAGAAACGAGAAAUACCAGUAGAGGUAACUGAGCAGGUGCAGGAGGCCGCUGCUGCAGCUCCAGCUUCUGAUGAGGCAGAGGUAACAGAUGGUUCAUCUGAGGAGUACGUGAUCUUGGAACCGGUCCCAGAGGACAACAUCCACUUUGACAUCGUGACUCAGGCAGUAGCCGAAUCAGGUCUGUCAGCCUCGCUCUGUCCAGCCGACGUGUCGGGGGAUGAAAUCACAAAUCAAAAUGUUUUAAAGGAUCCUCAGCAGGCUGAGGUGAAAGAGGACGAUGGAGGGGAGUGUCCUGUGUUAACCAGCUCAGGAGACAUUUUAGAUCAGGAGAUGGAGACAAAUGUUCUUCAGGAUGUUUCUAAUUCUUACCACCUGCCAUCUUCCACCACUGAGGAGACAGACAUUACAAACCCUCCUCAGCACACCAUUGAAGACGCUGGGUUGAUGGUGGUAGAAAAUGAAAAGUGUCAUUUGGACCUACAGCAAGUGCAGAUUCUGGAGGAUAUAGAGAUUGGACACGAGAUUGUAGUGGCAGAGGAGAACGGCAACGUUACAGCAGUAAAACCACCAGAUCAGCCAACUGAGGUCUCCUCUGAACAGUCUGUCCAGAAGGUUUAUGAUCAAAAGAAGAAAACGAUUGAGACCGCAAAGCAGAGCAAGACUGAAGACGAAAAAAAAGUCCCAGAGGUUCCAAAACCCAAGAAGCAAGAAAUGAACACUCAAGCAAGAACCAAAGCUCGUCUGGCCGCUCUGGCUGAGCAGAAGGCCGCGGCGUCCAAGAGGUCCACCAACAGGCAGCAGCUGAACCUCCUAGCGCUGUGUCAGGAGAUUGCAGAGGACAUCGCCACAGACAGCAUGCUGCUGAAGAAGAUUGAAGAAGAAAAACAAGCAGCGGCAGUAGCAGCCAAGGCUGAAGCCAGACAGAAGGAGCUUCUACCUGCUGUCUCAGAAGUAGACCCAGUUAGCGUAGCAACCCCUGCUGAACCAGAGGAGAGUUCUGGUUCUGUCAUCCACGCUCCAGAGCCAUCUCCUGCUCAACCAUCAACUGCUGCUGAUGAUUCAGCUGAAACCAAACCAGUUGUAGACCCUCCGAAGAGACGCUUCUUCAUCUCACAGGUCUCCGUGCCGCUGAAAGCCCACGAGAAGAAGAAGCUCACUCGGUAUCAGAGACUAAGACAGGUGGAACUGCAGAGAGAGAAGAUGUCCUGGGCCCGUGUAAAGAAACUUAAGUCCGACCAAGCAAAUCAGAUGUUUUCAGACGUGGACUGGCAGGCUUCUUUCUCUGGAGGCUUCUUAAUGAGUCCCCCAACGCCUCCACCAGCUCCUAGUACACCUAAAAUGUCCUCCACGAAUCCUGCGGAGACAAGCCAGCUCACCCCGCCAAAGGUAGAAGCUCCCACAGCUGAGACUCCUACAGCUGAGACUCCUACGGCUGAAACUCUUACAGCUGACACUCCUACGGCUGACACUUCGACGGCUGAGGCAGCACAAGUGGGACCUCAGCAACCCAAAACCUCCAAAACAGAACCCCCCAAGCCCGAAUCUGCUGAAAAUAAACCAGUUAAAGCUGAAAAGUCCAAAACCCAGCAGCCUCCUUGUGAAAACCGAAGAUCUACGAGGCAAAGUAAGGCCCUAGCUUUGCAGACAGCUGCAGCUCCAGCGCCAGCUCCAAAAGUGACCAGGUCAGCAUCCAAGAAAACCCUCCCAGCAAAGCCGCCCCCCAUGCCUAAUGGGAUUAAUGCUCAGAAACAGAAGCCUGUGGAGUACAAACCGUACAGACCCAGACCCAAAUACUCCCCUGAUGACUUUGAGCUGGACGAUGACGACCUGUUACUGGCUUCUCCAGCAAGACCACGACCUCAGCAAAGCCCUGCUGCUCCCUGUCAAAAACCACCUGCUUCGUCUCAGCCCACCAAUCAGAUGAGACUUAACCCUCACACGGCGCCUCCUGGACAGAUCUCAGGUCAGUCAAAGCCCACUGCUGUGUCUCAGGCUCAGUUAAAGCUGGUGCAGUCCAAACCUCCUGUUACAGCAACCCCUCCACCGAAGCCCGCUCCGUCAGCCAGCGUUCAGCUAACCUCCCCCAAACAUGUUUCACCGUCAGGUCGGCCCAAGCCUGCAGCUUCUGCUCCUCCACAGUUAAAAACAGUCGUAGGAGCGACACCGUCUGAUUCAGUCACAUCAGAAACCAAACCUGCUGCUGCGGAAGCUUCAGUGCCUCAGAAAACAGAAAACCUCUCGUCACAGGAAAAAGAAAAAAGCCAGAAAACAGCUGAUCCACGUUCACCCCCACUCCCUUUGGUGGAGUGCUCCAAAAAGUCCGAUGACGCAGAGAAGUGUGAAGAGAAACCUGCUGUCACCACCUCCAGUUCAGCUGCAGAGAACAACUCCGCGACAGAAGAGCAGACGUCAGAAAAGCAUCUAUAUGACGGCGACGCAAAGCAUCAAGAUUCUGUGACUCAUCUAAACGAAGCGUCUCUGCAAAAAGAGGUCAAGAGGCUAAAGGAGGCUGAUAAAGAUAGCUCUCAGACUAUAAUUGAUGCAGGACAGAAACACCAUGGACCGGUGGCCUGCAGCAUGUGCGGGAUGCUCUACUCUGCUGCCAACCCUGAGGAUGAAUCUCAGCAUUUACUGUUUCAUAAUCAGUUCAUCAGUGCCGUCAAAUAUGUGGGAUGGAAAAAGGAAAGGAUCCUGGCAGAGUUUCCUGAUGGCAAGAUCAUCCUAGUCCUGCCAGAUGAUCCUAAAUAUGCUUUAAAGAAGGUGGAGGAGAUCCGGGAGAUGGUGGACAAUGACCUCGGUUUCCAGCAGGUGGAGACAAAGUGUCCCUCUCAGACCAAAACCUUCCUCUUCAUCACCAUUGACAAGAAAGUAGCAGGAUGCCUCAUAGCAGAGAACAUCCAGGAGGGCUACAGAGUGAUCGAAGAGCCGAUUCCAGAGGGCUCAGAGGGUGAGAAGGUGAUGUUUGAGCGUCAGAGAGCUUGGUGCUGCUCCACUACACCGGAGCCAGCCAUCUGUGGCAUCAGUCGCAUCUGGGUGGUGAGCAUGAUGCGACGCCGAGGGAUCGCCACCAGAAUGAUCGAGUGUCUCAGGAAUAACUUCAUUUACGGCUCUUACCUGAGCAAAGACGAGAUCGCGUUCUCUGACCCCACCCCCGACGGAAAACUCUUCGCCAUGCAUUAUUUUGGCACCUCACAGUUUUUAGUUUAUAACUUUGUAAGUGGGCCGUGCUCGGUCCAGCCUAAAACACACGCAGUAUGACCAUAACGACAGAAGCAACAAAUACAAAACGUCCCCUCAUUGGUUUAAAUCUCAGGAUUAAAACAGCAAAUUGUUGUUGAAACCUCGUGAAUUUCAUUGAAAAAGUAUUUUCUCUAAGUGAAAAUUUGGUUUUAUUCGAACUUUUAAACGUUUUACAUGCAUGACCUGACAGCAAUAGAAUCAAACUGCAUAUCAUUUUUACUUUCAUCACAUCCUUGACUGAGUUUUAAUGUCUGAAACGAUCCAGACAGAAGAGUAGCCUGGGCAUUUAUCACGCGUUAUCCAAGCCGAGCCAUACGCUUACAGACCAGUUUUAGCCUCUACUGUACCAUUAUUGUCUCUUAAAUCUCACCCAGUUUGUCUUUUGCUUUGCUCAUUUGUGCCUGGAUGAAUAAUGUUUGCCUUCUCGUGUUUAUUUUGUUUUAUUUACAUGUUUGCCUUUUGUUCCACUAAGCAGCAUUUGGCUUUUAGAGAUUCAUCAUUAGUAACAUGUUGAAAUCUAUAUUAAAUAACCAUGUAGAUUUAUGCAUUUUAUAACGAGGCUGAUAACGGGAGUUGAAAACGGUCUCAAUCCUCAUGUGUUAAAGAUUUUUUUGUAGUAAAUAUUCAGUCAGGUUCGAUUUUUAUGAUUGAAGAUGCUAAACAUGAGAGUUCAGACCUACUCACUCAGAUUAAUAGUAUCAUUAUAAUCAUACUUUAUAUUUUUCCUCCUCAUUGAAGCAGUUGCUUUUAGAAAUAUGUUUUGUGUAAGAAAAAAUAAAUUUGAUUUAUAUGAAGCGGUUAUGUAAAUAUUUAUUUAAAUAAACAAUUAAAACCCUU
Molecule: messenger RNA, 12114 nt
Organism: Nothobranchius furzeri (turquoise killifish)
Lineage: Eukaryota; Metazoa; Chordata; Actinopteri; Cyprinodontiformes; Nothobranchiidae
Product: fap1 adhesin
Biological process (GO): mitotic sister chromatid cohesion
Cellular component (GO): nucleus; chromatin
Molecular function (GO): protein-lysine-acetyltransferase activity
Source: RefSeq, a predicted model, not a curated record